GAAACUGAGACCGUCUCAGACUGUCACUCAGUCUCAGAGCUGUGCCAUUGCUAAGGCAUUGCUCCUGCGCCAAGAAAGUGCGGGCAUCCCGGGCCGAUCCAAGCCGCGACGAGCGCGACGCCCUGGCCGCCUUCGCUUCCACUGCACCUGCUGCAUCACCGCAUUCAGUUCUGACCUCGCUGAUAAGAUCUCAUGACCUUGCAUUUCGAUGGCAGAACAGGAAAGAAACGGCAAAGAGAUUGUGCCUGUCCACACUGCAAAAGAUGGUGAGGGUGGUGACGGAAAGGCCCUUGUUGUCGGCGGCAGCAUUGGGCAAAUCCGGGUGGGCCCACGGAUGCCAGGAGACACUGUCAGCUUUGAGGAGAAGCUGCGCAAGAUCACAGAGGAGGUCCCUGCCAAAGUCAGCAACGUGUCGGGCAGUUCUGCGGGCGCUGGAAGCGGUGACUUUCAUCAGUAUCGAGCGAUGCGACGGUGGGAGCAGGACCGUCUUGCAAGAAUGGAGGAAGACUUCAAGAAGAAGGUGGCAGAAGCAGAGUUUGAGAAACGAAGACUAGAGAGAUUAGCUGCCGCGGAAGAAAGAACAUCUAAGAAGAGGGCAAAACGGCAAAAGUUGAAAGACAAGAAAAAAAGCAGAAGGAAUGGGGCAGGAGAUGGAACAACACAAGGGGGGCAAGAUGAGGGGCAGAGCGAUGAUGGUAGUGAAGAGAAUGAACAUGUAGAAAGAGUUCAGGAACUUCAAAAACAAUUGGAUUAGAAUAUCAUACCUGAAGAGGAUCAGAGAGGUUGUAACAUAUUAGGCUAAGACUGUUCUAAAAAGAACUCAGUGAGUUGUUCGGAGCCGGCUCUCGAAGAUCUGCACUGUCUUAAGUUAGAUGGCCUAGGCAUGGUUACUAUGUGGU
Molecule: messenger RNA, 899 nt
Organism: Klebsormidium nitens
Lineage: Eukaryota; Viridiplantae; Streptophyta; Klebsormidiophyceae; Klebsormidiales; Klebsormidiaceae
Source: the annotation of a GenBank genome assembly